Macrosteles quadrilineatus (aster leafhopper) is the source of this 2375-nucleotide messenger RNA. It is a transcript of the gene Hsc70-5, whose product is annotated as heat shock 70 kDa protein cognate 5. Gene Ontology annotation, biological process: cellular response to unfolded protein; protein refolding. Gene Ontology annotation, cellular component: cytoplasm; mitochondrion. Lineage: Eukaryota; Metazoa; Arthropoda; Insecta; Hemiptera; Cicadellidae. The coding region runs from base 126 to 2198 and encodes 690 amino acids. The record is from RefSeq and is a predicted model, not a curated record. The transcript has 13 exons. Gene Ontology annotation, molecular function: ATP hydrolysis activity; ATP binding; ATP-dependent protein folding chaperone.
AGACACUAGACACAGUCAGUCUCUCUUGUUUGCGGCUAGCUGGUUAUUACAUCAUCCUAGUUAACUCUUGAAUUCUUUAAGAUUUAUUUAAGUGAACUUAAGUUUAGUAUAAGCAAUCUAUUACCAUGUUGGCGCGAUUGGCUGGACGUAAUAUUCUGGAAAAAUCUGCAUUUACCUAUGACAUUGGCCACAGAAAUUAUUUUAGCACGCUUCUUAAGAAGACUAGUACCUACACAAAUGCAGCUUCAAAAUUCAACGAUAUUCAGUCAAGGAACAAAACUGAAGGUGUCAAAGGUGCUGUUAUUGGUAUUGAUCUUGGCACCACCAACUCCUGUGUUGCUGUCAUGGAAGGAAAACAAGCCAAAGUCAUUGAAAAUUCCGAAGGAUCCAGAACAACCCCAUCUGUUGUUGCUUUCACUAAAGAUGGAGAAAGGCUAGUUGGAAUGCCCGCCAAGCGACAAGCAGUCACAAAUUCAGCAAAUACUUUCUAUGCCACAAAGAGAUUAAUUGGUCGCAAGUUUGAUGAUCCUGAAGUGAAAAAAGAUAUGAAAACAUUGUCCUACAAAAUCACUAAAGCCACCAAUGGAGAUGCUUGGAUCACUGGAACCGAUGGCAAAGUUUACUCACCCAGUCAGAUUGGAGCAUUUGUUUUGAUGAAAAUGAAAGAAACGGCAGACUCUUAUCUGGGAACAAAUGUGAAGAAUGCUGUAAUCACUGUACCAGCCUACUUCAAUGACUCCCAAAGACAGGCCACCAAAGAUGCUGGUCAAAUUGCUGGUUUGAAUGUUUUAAGAGUCAUCAAUGAACCAACUGCAGCAGCCCUGGCUUAUGGCAUGGACAAAACUGAUGACAAAGUUAUUGCUGUUUAUGAUUUGGGAGGUGGAACUUUUGAUAUAUCCAUUUUGGAGAUCCAAAAGGGUGUUUUUGAAGUUAAGUCCACAAACGGUGACACAUUACUUGGUGGAGAGGACUUUGACAAUGCUCUUGUCAAUUACUUGGUUACCGAAUUCAAGAAAGAGCAAGGGAUCGACAUAACCAAGGACCCAAUGGCAAUGCAAAGGUUAAAAGAAGCAGCAGAAAAGGCUAAGAUAGAAUUAUCAUCAUCUCUUCAAACUGAUGUGAAUCUUCCUUACCUCACGGUAGAUGCUUCUGGACCCAAACACAUGAAUCUGAAACUUUCCCGUUCAAAGUUUGAAAGUCUGGUUGGUGAUUUAAUCAAAAGAACAAUUUCUCCCUGUCAGAAGGCAAUGCAAGAUGGGGAGGUUUCCAAGAAUGACAUCGGUGAAGUCCUUUUGGUCGGAGGAAUGACAAGAAUGCCCAAAGUUCAGCAGACAGUGCAGGAUCUGUUUGGUCGUCAGCCCAGCAAGGCAGUGAACCCUGAUGAGGCGGUGGCAGUAGGUGCCGCAGUACAGGGGGGAGUGUUGUCAGGAGAGGUACAUGAUGUCCUGUUACUGGACGUCACCCCAUUGUCACUGGGUAUUGAGACUCUUGGAGGAGUCUUUACACGACUCAUUUCCAGAAACACCACCAUCCCAACAAAGAAGAGCCAGGUGUUUUCCACUGCUGCUGACGGACAGACACAGGUAGAGAUCAAGGUACACCAGGGAGAGAGAGAGAUGGCUUCUGACAAUAAGAUGUUGGGACAGUUCACUCUGGUUGGGAUACCUCCAGCACCACGAGGUGUACCUCAAAUAGAAGUUACUUUUGAUAUUGAUGCUAAUGGCAUUGUGCACGUUUCAGCCAGAGACAAAGGCACUGGCAAGGAACAACAAAUUGUAAUUCAGUCUUCGGGCGGACUUAGCAAGGAUGAGAUAGAGAAUAUGGUGCGCAACGCAGAACAGUUUGCCCAACAGGAUAAGGUGAAGAAGGAACGAGUUGAGGCUGUUAACCAAGCAGAAGGCAUCAUCCAUGACACUGAGACCAAGAUGGAUGAGUUCAAAGACCAGUUGCCACAAGAAGAGUGCACAAAACUGAAAGAGCUCAUCAAUCAAGUUCGAGACAAACUUUCAAACAAAGAUAACGUUGAACCUGAGGAAAUAAAAAAAUCCACUUCAGAGUUGCAGCAAGCAUCACUAAAGCUGUUUGAGAUGGCUUACAAGAAGAUGGCGGCUGAGAGGGAAGGUUCAAGUAGUAGCAGCAGUGGUUCAACUGAGCAAACAGAAGAGGAGAAGAAAGAGAAGAAGGAGGACAAGCAGUAACAUGUAAAUUUCUGUAUAGUCUCUUCCUCGAGUUUAUUAAGACUGUGCCGUGAAACUAAAUUUGUUGUAUUUUUUACAAUAAUUCUCCAUGCAGUUUAUUAUUUAUGUUAGUUCUGUGAUAAUGUAAAACAAAGAUUACCUUAAUAUGUUUAAUGUAGAAUACAUUAAAGGUCCUGA